Molecule: messenger RNA, 6381 nt
Organism: Etheostoma cragini (Arkansas darter)
Lineage: Eukaryota; Metazoa; Chordata; Actinopteri; Perciformes; Percidae
Gene: ankrd52a
Product: ankyrin repeat domain 52a
Exons: 28
Coding region: 175-3405 (1076 amino acids)
Molecular function (GO): protein binding
Source: RefSeq, a predicted model, not a curated record
UAUCGUCAGACCAGACAUUGGAUACAGACAACAACAGUGACAGUCAGAACAAGACCGCAUUUCUGCAUGCAACCAGCUAUGGGUGUAGUCUGAAAAGUGGAAACAGUAGCGCACCGCAAUAUACCUCGAAGUUUUAUCCUCAUGAAGGAGCUCCGUCCUGGCUGAGUUUGGGAGAUGGGAGUACUAAAUAUUGCAGACCAGCCUCCACUGGUCCAGGCCAUCUUCAAUCGUAACGCUGAAGAAGUUCAACUAUUAUUGCACAAACAGGAGGAGGAUGUCAAUGCACUGGACCAAGAGCGCCGUACGCCACUUCAUGCUGCUGCCUGUGUGGGUGACGUCCAUAUAAUGGACCUCCUCAUUGAAUCAGGAGCCACUGUAAAUGCUAAAGACCAUGUAUGGUUGACCCCGUUGCACAGGGCAGCUGCUUCCAGGAAUGAAAGGGCAGUGGGUCUGCUGCUGAGGCGCGGAGCGGAGGCAAAUGCACGUGACAAGUUCUGGCAGACACCGCUGCAUGUGGCUACUGCCAACCGGGCCACACGCUGCGCAGAGGCCCUGCUGACCCAGCUGAGCAACCUGAACAUGGCAGAUCGCACUGGCAGAACUGCCCUGCACCAUGCGGCUCAGAGCGGGUUCCAGGAGAUGGUUAAGCUGCUGCUGAACAAAGGGGCCAACUUGAGUGCCAUCGAUAAGAAGGAGAGACAGCCUAUCCAUUGUGCUGCUUACUUGGGGCAUUCAGAGGUUGUUAAGUUGCUGGUGUCCCGCAGUGCAGACAAGAGCUGCAAGGAUAAGCAGGGUUACACACCUCUUCAUGCUGCUGCGGCAAGUGGUCACCUGGAAAUUGUAAAGUACCUACUGAGGAUGGGGACAGAGAUUGAUGAGCCCAACGGCUUUGGAAACACUGCACUCCAUGUGGCUUGCUACAUGGGGCAGGAGGCUGUGGCUACCGAGCUGGUGAACCAUGGAGCUAAUGUGAACCAGCCCAACAAGUGCGGCUACACCCCCCUGCACCUGGCCGCCGUCUCCACCAACGGUGCACUCUGUCUGGAGUUGCUGGUCAACAAUGGGGCAGAUGUCAACCAGCAGAGCAAAGAAGGGAAGAGCCCCCUGCACAUGGCAGCCAUUCAUGGACGCUUCACACGCUCUCAGAUCCUCAUCCAAAACGGUGGGGAAAUUGAUUGUGUGGAUAAGCAUGGCAAUACUCCUCUCCACGUUGCUGCUAAGUACGGCCAUGAACUGCUGAUCAGCACUCUAAUGACCAACGGAGCAGACACGGCCAGACGUGGAAUCAAUGGAAUGUUCCCCUUGCACUUAGCUGUGCUGUACGGGUUUUCAGACUGUUGUCGCAAGUUACUCUCCUCAGGUCAGCUGUAUAGCAUAGUUUCAUCCAUGAGUAAGGAGCAUGUACUUUCGGCUGGGUUUGACAUAAACACCCCUGACAACUUUGGGAGGACCUGUCUACACGCUGCUGCCUCUGGAGGAAAUGUUGAAUGUCUGAACUUGCUCUUAAGUAGCGGUACCGACUUGAAUAAGAGGGACGUAAUGGGAAGGACACCGUUGCACUAUGCGGCUGCUAAUGGGAGGUACCAGUGCACUGUGACCCUGGUGGGCGCUGGCGCUGAGGUCAACGAGCCUGACCAGACGGGCUGCACUCCCCUGCACUACUCUGCCGCCUCCCAAGCCUUCAGCAGAGUUGAUCGUCAUUUUACUGGGAACCAUCAGAACGAUGAAGAUGAGGCAAAGGAGUCGUACUUCUGCUUGGAGCAUCUUUUGGACAAUGGUGCUGAUCCAUCGAUGGUCAACUCCAAGGGUUACAGUGCCGUUCACUAUGCAGCUUACCAUGGCAACAAACAGAACCUGGAGCUGCUCCUGGAGAUGUCUUUUAAUGCACUAGGAGACAUAGAGAGCAGUAUUCCUGUCAGUCCUCUGCAUCUCGCUGCUGAUAAGGGCCACUGGCAGGCGCUGCGUGUGCUGACGGAGACUGCAGCCUACGUGGACAUGCAGGAUGCUGCAGGGCGUUCUGUGCUCUACUUGGCUGCCCAGAAAGGCUACGCCCGCUGUGUGGAAGUGCUGUUGGCUCAGGGGGCCUCCUGUCUCCUCAAUGACAACCGCCUCAUGUGGACCCCAAUUCAUGUUGCGGCUUCCAAUGGUCACUCUGACUGUUUGCGCAUGAUGAUUGAAUAUGGGGAGGAGGGCGAUCUCACCAACGUUGCUGACAAAUUUGGCCAGACCCCUUUGAUGCUAGCUGUUCUGGCUGGUCACACUGACUGUGUCCACUUCCUGUUGGAGAAGGGUGCCUUGCCAGAUGCCAAGGACAAGAGGAGCAGCACAUCUUUGCACAGAGGGGCGGUGUUGGGCCACGAUGACUGCGUGACGGCCCUGCUGGAGCACAAAGCUUCUGCACUGUGUCGGGACAUCCAGGGUAGGACACCGCUGCACUAUGCUGCAUCCAGAGGCCACACAGACAUCCUAGCCAGUUUGGUUCAGGCCGCCAUGGCAACUGACCCACAAGAUAAACUGCUGGACAACAAACAAUACACCCCAUUUCACUGGGCUGCUUACAAAGGGCAUGAAGACUGUUUGGAGGUUUUACUUGAAUUCAAAACGUGUACCCAUGAAGAGGGAAACCCUUUCACCCCCCUGCACUGUGCUCUGAUGAACGGCCACAGCGGGGCAGCAGAGAGGCUGCUGGAGUCUGCUGGGGUCCACAUGAUCAACACCAGAGAUGCCAAAGGAAGGACCCCAUUGCAUGCCGCUGCAUUUGCUGAGGAUGUUGCAGGACUUCAGCUGGUGCUUCGCCAUGGGACAGAGAUCAAUGCCGUGGACAAUAGUGGAUGCUCUGCUCUGAUGGUAGCUGCUGACAAGGGACACAGUGGCACCGUGGCCAUCCUCCUUCACCGGGCCAAGGCUGACCUGACUCUGCUGGAUGAGAACAAGAACACCGCCCUGCACCUGGCUUGCAGCAAGGCUCAUGAGAUGUGUGCCCUGCUGAUUCUGGGAGAGAUCCACAGUCCCACACUUAUAAAUGCCACCAACAGUGCUCUGCAAAUGCCCCUCCAUCUUGCAGCACGUAAUGGCCUGGCUACGGUGGUGCAGGCACUGCUGAGUAGAGGAGCCACCGUGCUGGCUUUGGAUGAGGAAGGCCGCACCCCAGCCCUGGCCUGUGCUCCCAACAAGGACGUGGCAGACUGCCUGGCUCUAAUCCUCUCUACCAUGAAGCCUUUCCCCCAGCGGGACCCUUCCUCCUGCUCCUGCUCCCCUCCCACCGUCUCCCCGGGUCUCAACUUGCUGAAGCACUGCGGCAUCACCGCCGCCUGCGCCCCCCUGCCCAGCAACGGCCUCCAUAACGGCUAUGUCAAAGACCGCCACGGUGCGCCAGUUGGCCUGGACGGGUGUCUGUCUGAGUGAGGUCACGUGCCCCCCUCAGUCAGCUGCUAUCACCAUCAUCACCUCCAGGGGGGGGGACUCCCUUUAACAUGGCCCAGAGGACCAGGAGAGCACCCACCCACAUGUCUGUUCUCUAUGUAUGUAUGUGUGUGUCUGUGUGUGCGUGAGUGUCUGGUCUUCUCUUGAGGUGCAGUCAAACCUAAUAUGCAAUUAGAUCCCAUUCCUCCAUCUCCUAGUAGUGCUUAAUAGGACGGAAGGAAUAGAGGCCGAUUGCUCUACAGGGUCACUCAGAUGAAGCGUGGCAUCCAAAAACAAACACUAGCAAUCUGGCCAUCUAAAUCAUUUAACCCUUUAAAACCCAUGUCGACAUAGUCUAAUAAGAGCAUGGAAACCUCUUUUUCCGCGACCUUCUUUCUCUUAAUAUCACUCAGUACAAAAGUCAUAUUGUGUUUAAUCCGUUGUGGUGACCUUGUAGAGGAACAAACAGCCUUCCCAAAAGAAUGAUCAAAGAAUUUCUUUGUUUGUUUUUUUGAUUUCUUUUUUUUUUUUUUCUUUCGUUUUCUUUUUUCUUUUUUAAUUGUCCGUGAGCCUAGAUUUUUAUGAAGGAGACACACAAGGGAAAAAUCCAAAUUUUGCUUAAGAGUGCAAUGCUUACGUACUACAGUACAAUCCGGAAUUAGGAAAAAGGGUCAAACGGAUGUUAGUUCCAUAGUGUACUUUAAAUGUAAGGCCUAGAAUUGUUUGGCAUUUUAUGAUAAUUUGGUAAUGCUGCUGAAUACGUUAGCAUGUCUCCUUCCAAAGGAGAGCCACGUGCGGGUCAGUGCUGCAACAUCGAUUUGUUCUUAAUGCUGACGUCAUGUUUUAAAGAUGAUAAAUAAGUGUUUGUUAAGAUAGAAUGUUUCUAAGCAUAUAACUUAUGACCAAAGUUGAUCAACACUAUUAUGGCUAUAAAUUAUUUAUUUGAGAUGAACUGUACUGUAUAGAGAAAGACAAUAGAUCUCGAUAUACCUCGUCAACUCGUUUAGCAGCUGCUUCAUCGUCACCCAGGGUCCGUAGGCCUAAUGUUCUCUUUUCGUAGGACUAGAGAACGACUGUAGGAUAAUGACUGACUGAGGCCUUGUUUAUUUCUAGAUGAAGGCUUUACUAGUAAUAUCUGCCAACAACACCUCAUCAAAGCAUCAUAUUUCUGAGCACAUAAAUGAACAAGCCAUUUCAAUUUAUUUCCCAUGUCUUUAAACAGUGUUUUUUUAUUUUAUUUUAUUUUUUUUAGAUUUCAGAUUUUGCAUGGCCUAGUUAUCGAAAGAGAGCGAUCCGUUUUGGUUUGUAGUCACUCGUGACGUUUUAUUUUAAUUAAAUUUUUCUCUUUGUUUUUGAAGUAGAAUCGGCCAUUAGCUUUGUGGUUGUAACAAACUCGCGCUAAAGGAGUAUUCCUCGGAGCGGGUGAACGAGUCUGAAACAUCUGAUAGCUUCUAUCUCAACCUCUCGGUGGUCAACUCUGAUCAAUUUGAAACGAUUAAAGAGUAACGACUGCUGUUUUCAUUGGGCAGUUUUCAAGCAAUAAUUUCUUUUAGCCUUUUUUUGUUUAGUUUUGUUUAACUUUUAUUGAAUAGACAAUCACUGUCACAAGGGCUUUUGUUUCCCUGGAAUGUGUUUAGAUUUUUUUUCUUUUUCUUGUUUUUUGUUCCGUUUUUGUAUUAUUUCAUGGAAAAUUACCUAAAGACUAAACGAAUGGCUCUGUGUGUGCCGGGCAUUUUAUUGUCAGUGUCAACACAAAUGCACUGGAUUGCCUUUAUGGCAUCUCAUGAAAUGCCUUUUGACCCAUGCCUUCCGUAACACAUCAUUUCAGUUGGAUUGCGUAACGGCAGAGUAGGAUGAGCCCUGAGACUAAUUUAUCUUUCCACCCAUUUGAUCGCAACAGCAUUGAGCCACAGUUGCACCCAGAGUAUCUAGUGGGGGGAAAAAAAUCGCCCGACACAUUUUCAUAUGUUUCGGCAUUCUCAAUGACCAGGGAGUUGAUAUCCUUUUUAUAGAGGCUUUAUAGGGCUAAGAGGAAAAAGGAGAGGGAUCUUUGCUUAGGCCAAUACCUGUUGUUUAGAUUUCAGGAAUAGCAGAAAUCCAAAUAUGUGCUUUUUGGUGUUCAUUUUGUUGUCUACUCAUCCCAUUUCUGGUACUAAAGAUGAUUGUAUCGGACCACUAGAGCUGUUUGUGACUUUUAGAUGUUCUAUCUAUGCUAUUAUGCCUAUUUUUUUUUUUUUUUAUUAUUAUUAUUAUUAUUAUUGGUGGUUAAAUUACACUGAGUCAGAUUGUUUUCAUUGGUGUGAUUACUUCAUAUCCAAUGGUAAUGAAGUGGCACAAUUGCACACAUAAGUUGACUGGAUGAGAGACGAGGACCUAGACUAGGCAAUGCCGUUGGAUACCCCUGCGAUGAAGUCUUUCGCGUUAUUGUAUAGUACUUGAUUUCCUAAAAUUUCGAAAACAUUUCAGAGCAGUGAUUUCUCAGUCAGUGUCGUAGAUCGUAGUUGGUAUUUGUAAUUGACCUCCAUAACAGACUGAAAUGAAAUGGAGCUACUGUAAUUUGUGAUCCCCCGGCCUUUUGUUCUCUUGAUCAAUUAAUACUUUCCAUGAGAACAGUUAUAUAACUAACUUUAGGGAUAGGUACAAAAUUUGUUUAUCUCAGGAUCUGUGCUGAAGCAGCAGGCAGAAUUUAUUAAUCCAAUCAGAUCUCAGCAGGACGAUUAUGUCUACAUUAUUGUAAUGGGAUGAUCCAUGAUUUAAGUCAUUUUUAACCCUAAUCCCACAGCACUUAAUUAGAUAGUCAAGCAUGCACUUUAGUACAGUCAGGUUCUAAGUGUGCGAAGUAGAGCAGAUGUAAUGUAUGUACUUAUGUUUACAUGCAUGUGUGUUGCUGCUGAAUACAGGAAGGUAGAGUUGCAAAAGACAAGUAAAGGCUGCAACAAAAAUUGUACUCUAACAAUGCAUUAUUUAUAAAAAAAAAAA